Protopterus annectens (West African lungfish) is the source of this 7081-nucleotide messenger RNA. RefSeq names its product MOB kinase activator 2 (gene MOB2). The record is from RefSeq and is a predicted model, not a curated record. The transcript has 5 exons. The coding region runs from base 627 to 1316 and encodes 229 amino acids. Lineage: Eukaryota; Metazoa; Chordata; Ceratodontiformes; Protopteridae. Gene Ontology annotation, cellular component: cytoplasm; nucleus. Gene Ontology annotation, biological process: signal transduction; positive regulation of protein phosphorylation. Gene Ontology annotation, molecular function: protein kinase activator activity.
ACAGGACACCUAGCCCAGGGCAUAGGCGCACACAGGAUUUGCUUGGAGUCUGCAUGUUUCGUUAGUUGGAAUGCAUCCUUGAACUUGUCAGUGUGAAGGCACCCUUCCUAGAGUAAAAUUAUCUCCACCUCUUAUUCCUUUGUUUUAGUUCGUUUAAAACUGUUCUGUAUUAGACUGAGUACAUUUCUGUGUUUAAAUGAUGCAAAUUGGAUAUCCGUAAGCAACCCUUUGCCAAAAAAAAAAAAGGAAAAAAAAAACAGUAGCUAGCAGAAGCUGCCUGGAUUUACUGGGAAAACAUGGUGGAACUUAUCACUGCAUUUCUGGUGUAAUGGGGACAGAACAGCUUAAAUGUAGAACCCUUGCUAAAGUUCUUUAAUGGGGAGUUGAGAGACAAUUAAGUACGGAGACCUCCAGGCCACUGUUUUCUUAAUGUGAUUUUUUAUUUUUAAUUAUCCAAGUCCCUGUUCUUUCUUUCUCUGACUGAGGAGACUACAAAGAGUUGUGUACUCUCCCUUAUUAACGGUCUCUUCUCUGAUAGAUUACCGUAGACUGUCCUGUUCUGUGGUUUACAACUAGCUGAUCAGCUUUUCAGUCUGGAUUUCUUUAUCAGGAUCCUGCCUACAAGUAUGAGGUUGAAGAGGAAUGGGUCAUACACACUGACUCGGAAGUCCAAAACAAAGCCAAAUGGCAAAAAGCCACCUACGGAAGAGAAAAAAAUGUAUCUUGAACCUGAGUACACAAAAGCAAGAGUUACAGAUUUUGACUUCAAGGACCUGGUAACCUUGCCGCCAGAAAUUGACCUUAAUGAGUGGCUAGCAAGCAACACAACAACAUUCUUCAACCAUAUAAACUUGCAGUAUAGCACAGUAUCAGAAUUCUGUACUGCAGAAACAUGUCAGGCUAUGACAGCCCCAUGUAGCACGCAAUACUACUGGUAUGAUGAGAGGGGGAAGAAGAUGAAAUGCACAGCUCCGCAGUAUGUUGAUUAUGUUAUGAGUUCCGUACAGAAACUGGUGACAGACGAGGAGGUGUUUCCCACUAAGUAUGGCAAAUCGUUUCCCAAUUCGUUUGAGUCACUGGUGAAAAGAGUCUGUAAGCACCUGUUCCACGUGCUAGCACAUUUAUAUUGUGCUCAUUUUAAGGAGACUGUUGCACUGGAGUUGCACGGACAUCUAAAUACUCUGUAUAUACAUUUUAUCUUAUUCGUAAGGGAGUUUAAUUUGAUAGAUCCUAAGGACACCUCGAUUAUGGAUGACUUAACGGAGGUUCUUUGUAGCAGCAGUGCAGGAGCACAAAACCACGUUAAAGAGAGAUGAACUUCUGGAAGAGUAGAAAGAGAGAGCAUUGGGGGAAGGAACAAGACAUUCGAGUUCAUGCACCCAGUGGGGGAAAAGGAUGCUGCAAUAAUAAAUGAACUGAAAAGACUGUAUGUGAGAUGUAUGCAGUGUGAAAUAAAAAUAGUUUUCGCAUGGCUGCAGACUGUGUUAGGAAAAUGACCAGAUUUGAGGUGGAACAAUGAUUUCUUCAGCUUGCUCUCUCUCUAGGAUGGUGGUACUGCUGGUUUUUAAUGUAUUAUCAUACUGAGAUAUAAAAGGAGUGUCUUUUACUUUGAAGUGGCUUGCUUACAGGCACACUUUCUUUUAAAUAUUGUUUUAGUUACCCCUACAGUCUUCUCCUCCCUAGUCAGGGAGUAGAACGGCUGAGUACUAAGUAAACUUGAACCAGUAGAUGUGGUGUGUCCACAUGCAGUCCAAGGGUUAUUCAGUCUUUCAUCCUUUGGAUCUUGCUGAGCAAGUCUGUUUUAGUGUGGAUGAAAAUAGUUCCUGUAGCUGGGAGAGUGUAAGAGGUGAACCUAAGCUCCCAGUGUAAGGUUUAGUCAUCUAAUGACACCCUGAAUAAAAACACAGAUCACUGUUACUGACGGAACCACCCUGAGUUGUCUGAUCUUUAAUGGUGCUGCAAAUAUUUCUGGUGAAAUGAAUGAAUGUAUGACAAUGACUUUGCUGUCUGCAGGUUCCUAAACACAUGCUUUAUUUAAGAAACAGUAGAUUCAGAAUUUAAAAAAAGUAACUUAAAAGCACAUUUUUUUUUUUUUUACUAAACUGGUUUGUUGGAUUUUUUUUUAGCAAUGGUCUUAAGUGGUUGUAGUAAGAAUUAGCUUGAUCCAGUCAGUACUUGUCUGAUGAUUCAGGUACGACUAGUGCUCCGAGGGAAAGAUCUGACCAUGAAGCAAGUCUUCGAAAGCAGUGUCGCUUCACCCAAGACCUUAAAUUUGGCAAUAGUUAACACUACUCAGAAGGCAGACAUGUUGCUUUCCCAGAAACAUGUACUGAGGACUUUUUAUUUAGCAGUGUGCUUAAAAAUGUUUUAAGAGCUCUAUCACAUUGCUGUCUUUCAGGUAGCCACAAAGUCCGAGUACAUCUGUUUUAGUUUGGUCCAUUGGAUCCAGAUAUGACAAUGAUGUAAUGUUCAGCAUUUUCCCAUUUUUAUAUUUAGUAAUGAUACAUUACUUGACUGCAGUUUGCUGACUUGCAAAAGGUCAGUGCCCAGGUUUGUGUCUUGUCAUACAUAUUCUUUAUUCACCUUCCAGUACCUGAUUAAAUAGAAAGUCUGUAUGCAAAAGGCUCAAUGCUAGUAAAAAAAAAACACUUCAGAGUGUUGCAGAAGCCACACUGUCAUUUGUAGAUACCAUUACAGAUUAACUUGAGUGUGUUGUGCUCAAGUUUGAUACAAGAUGUGUUAUGGAAACUUUUGCAGUUCCAGCAACUUUCAUAGCCUUUUAAGUUAGUUCCAUCCCACCCUUCCUUAUUAUUUUUUUCCUUUGUUUUUAUUUCAGUUUUACUUUUGGUGCUUACCCAAAUAAGAGUGUACACUGUAAGCUUUAUAUAAAUUUGGGAUCUGAUAAGAAGCCAUCCAUCUUUGUAACCAUUACACGUUUGGACUGUUCGGCAGAUAAAACUUUCAUAGCCUGGCAGGCACCAACCUUCUUUCCAUCAUGUACAACUCAUUCGUCACUGUCUGGUUCAUCUUUCUCUUGCUUCAUAUUUACUCAGAGGGAAAUGGACUGAGGCUUUUUUUUGGGGGGGGGGGGGCAGCUGUUAUGAGUGAGACUUCAGUGCAAGUGUUUCAACCUUUCUUAACAUCCCUGUUAUUCUUUGUUAUAAGUUGACAGUUUUCUGUCAGAUUUCUGUUUACUUUUUCCUCAUAGCUGAGUCUACACCCUCAUUCUUCCAGUGUCUUUCCCGUUGUUCAAAAUGUUUGUGUGGUGCAGCUUUUCUACCCACUGACUGGCACAGACUGUGUGUAUACUGCCUUGAAGGGUUACAUGGUUCAUCUUUAAUGAGUGUAUCUGGUCAAGCCGUCUCUGCAUUUCAGGCUGAAUGACAGCCCAUUUAACCUUCAAGUUAGCCUUUCUGGAAAAUGGUAACACUAUUCAUUCAAGAAGUUUAGGAGAAGUUCAUGAAAAUGUGGGAUCUCACCAAAUUGAGCCUUCAUUUUUAACCAGUGGUUGUCUGUUUUUUCCUCCUUGGAUGAAGUCUUGCUGUGGGUCAUGCUCCUAAAAAUCCUUUUUGUUAUUUUAUCAUAACCUGCUUUUCCUGUGACCGCCAAUAUUCAAGCUACUACUGUACCAUCGGGGUCUAUUAACUUUCACUUGUCCUUAUUUUCAUAGGUUGACAGAUUGGUAGAAUUUGUUUUUCAAAGCUAAACAGUUAAAAUCAUUUCCCCUGUCCCCAAUGUUUCAGGGCACUAGGGCAUGUUUUACAGUUUCCUCCACAAGUUGAUUUUUGCAAGUUCCAGUAAUCAUAAUCGGCUCUGGUUCCUGUCCAGGCAUUUCUAACAUUUUCCCCUUCCAACAUCAGUCCCACUGAUGCUCCAGUGUCACUAUUUUUAAUACCCCACUGUAUGGCAUUGAUUCUGUGCAGAUGCAGUUUUUACACCAGCAUUCGUGGUUCAAUAGUGUCAAUGUUGGUCCCUCUGGCUUUAUUGUAAGCAUAGGGGUGUCAUUCAUAGGGAACGUGGGUACCAUUUUACUCAGUUCCCCUGACAGCAAGUUUUCCACUGUCUGGUCUUCCCAGUCCCACAACACCUACAGACCAUUAUGAGAUCUUUCAUUAAAAAACACUCCUCAAUGGCAGGCUCAGCAGCCCACUGUCCUGUUUAAACCCAGGACAAUUACAAGGUCCUCCAAGACGUAAAAGGAUUGUGGGCUCUUAUGACUUUUAAUCACCCAAGAAAAGGACUUUAAAAGCUCUAGCCAGGCUAAGGCAUUUGGAACAUUCUUUUAUCCUUUUAGGAGAGGACCAGCUUCCCCCUUCUGCCAUUGAAGAUUUUGAGAAUGCUUGUGCAUGAUGCAGUACAGGUACAGGGGACUGGCCCUUUACCCUGUUAUUCACCCCAAGGGAAAUUAAAAACAGUAUGCUGUUCUCCCCCUAGUGGAAAGUUUUUGAAAUAUAUUGUCCUUGUCCGAAGAGCUUGAUUUUUGUCGGACAUUUAUGUAGUGGUCCUCCAUGAGGCUGUGACAACCCAGAGCCAGAUGUCCAUCUGCAAAGCAAGCGUUCAGAGCACUGGGAACAGUGGACCAAUUUAAAAAUUGUGCAUUUGCUUCCAACUCCUUAUCCAUGUGAGCAUUGUACUAUUUUACCGUACUUAAUGUAUCUCCAGAGAGACUUUGCAGAUGAAAUGCAACAAUGUUGUGGAGGAAUUGCUGGGGGAUUCAUUGAGGAUGAGAUUCGGACGUACGUGUCUACUCUAUCCUGUGCAUCCUUGUGUUCCAUAUGGGUUUACAACAUGAUAGAAGGUGUGGCUAGAGUAGCAGGGCCCACCAUUGCCAUAGGCAGGCACUCCUGGCUGUGAUUAACUCUAUUUGCCAAUAACACCAAGGUGACAUUUCUGGAUACUUCUUGUAAGGAAACUCCAUAUGUUUGAACUUGAAGUUUCAGAGUGUCUUGAAAGUAUGACUGAGGAAACCUUGACCACCUUUUCUCUAAGAAUGAAAUUUCACUCUCCAUAAUGUGUCUUUGCUAAAGAACAGCACAAAAUGUGGUUUUAGUACAGUCUUAGUGUUUUUUUCUUGAUUCUUCCCUCGCAGUAUCAGAGCAGAGAUUCUAUAGCUCUGCAGAGACCAAACUGCAGAGACCAAAUGGACUUUUUUUUUUAUUAUUUACAUUUCUUUUAAUGAUGAGAUUCCAAGGUUAUUCUGACAGUUUAAUUCUGGCACAAACAAACCUGUUUCCCUCUUUUGGGUCCCAUCUUCAGAUACCCAUUCAGCUAAUAUGAUCAGGGAAGUGUAACGUGUCUCCUUCAGACAAACCACAGCCAGACCUUCACUUUCUAAGGUUAGCAUUUUGACUUCCUUAGUUCUAGUGGUAGAGAUCCAGGUUCUUCCCAGAGAGUAGUUGCUGUCAUUUCUCUCUCUGAAAAUUUUUAUCCAGAAAAUUUGCUGUGAUGAAUUUAUCUGUCUCUUAAUUUUUGCCUUUCAAAGAUCUUUGACACCAGACUGCAUUACCCCUCCAUGUUCAUUUGGUGGCUAUUUCAGACUUUUAUUGUGGUCUGGAUUCUUCAAAGGUUUCUAAUGUUUUGAGAGCUACUUUCAUUUUCAGACUUCUGGACAGAGAGGCUUUCCCUCAUUAAGACGUUUAUUUUAUACUUGAGAAAUUUACUCUAAUGCUCUUUCUUCCUGCCAUCUCUGUGAACUUGAAGGACCUUUCAAACAAGACCCUUUCUUACAUAAGCUAAGAGACCUUGAGUCACAGCCUCUCUUACCAAGCACCUUAUUUUUCUACAACAAAAAGGGUGGCAUUUAGGAGUAACUGCAGUCCAUUCAUUUACAUGUGUUUUCUUCAGCCUCUGGUAAUAUAGCCUUCAUUGUAUGGACAUCCACAGGCAUGGUAAACUGUGUGGUUCAAACUAGGCCAUCAUAUUGUACAGCUAGGUGGUCAUUUGCUUUACUAAAUCAGAACUAGACAAAUUCUCUAAGCAUACCCUUUCCAAACAUUUAAAUAAUUGCUUCAAGUACUGUUGCAAGAAACAUGAAGAAUUCCAGCAACUCAAGGGCUUAUUCCAUUAGAGAAAUUGCUACUUCCAUUUUUUUCUAGAGUAGAUGACGUGCAACUGUAGAGGGACCUUUCCUAAAAACUUUUGUCAGGCACUAUAAACCAGACAAUAUCUCCAGGUAUUCUUUUGGGGCUGUUGUCACCCCCUACAUAUUUCCAUAAAGGUGGCCACUGUUGAAGUUUAAUUAUGGGCUGUGUCCUAAUGGUUUGUUUCGCUCUUGUGGGUUUGUUAUAGAAAAUUACCUUUUGUCUGAUAAGGGAAAUGCCAUCUGUUUGCAUACUAUGCCUCCAUCUUACAUCUCUAUUCCAUGGUGCUUUCCUUUUUUCCUUCUCCUUUGCCUUUUUUUCCUCUUAUCACAGAGUUGCUUACUAAAGGGGGAGGGAGAGUUAGAGAUGUUCAGUACAUUGUAGGAAGGGAAGGGUGCCUGGUAAGCAGGGAAUGUUUAUCUGCUGACCUGUCCUGAUGUUCAGUAGUUGCUGGCGAUGGACUUUCUUACUGCGAAUCUGUCAUUAUGGUAAGUACAUGACUUUUAUUUAACAUGGUGGUAGCAAGUGACAGCAUGCUACUGGCAUUUGUAUCUAGUAGAACAUUUUGCAAACUCUCUUCUUGGACCCUUAGCAUCACGUUUAGAGGGUACUUGUUCACACACUCAGACAUUGCUGUAACGUUGUAGAUACAGGAGCAAAAUUGUGCUACUAGCUACAAAAAUUAUAUAAGGCAUUGAAAAAAAUUGAAAUUGAAUGUGUUGGUUUAGUAGCUUGAGUUCAUGAGCUGAAACUGCCAUCUGCUUUUUUGGGGGGGGAGACAGAAACAGAGGGGACAGCAGCAGAGUCUUUGUUUUGGUGUUUAUUAAAUUUUUAUUUAGAAAUGUAGAUUUAUUUUGCUGUUUAGGUCUCCCUUUUGUUGCAGAAACACAUUGCACUAGGUUACCUUCAACUGUAGUUUCUCUUUUCUGCAAAUGUGUUUAGCUUUUUUUGGCUGUAUUAACAUAAAACAUAAAUAAAACAAAGGGACAUAGAACCAGGAA